AUGGCACUAUUCUUUCAGGGUGCUAAUGACUUAAUUUUGGAGCAAUGCAGUGACCCGUCAUCUAAUUCAAACCCCGAGUACUUUUUAACUCGACAUGUGAACUUCAAUUGGAGAAUCGAUUUUAACACCAAGACAAUUUCUGCCUGCGUCGCAUACGAAAUGAUCCCUUUCGACUUGUAUACCACUCCCGACCAAAUGUUGGUGUUUGAUGUUAAAGAUCUUGAAAUAUCAAAAGUUUGUAUAAAUCAAAUGGAGGCGAAAUGGUUAUUAACUGACGGCCCUUAUCCGGAAUUGGGGAAUUGCCUCAAAAUUCAUCUUCCUAGACAAACUCAAAGUUUCACUCUGCACAUAGAAUAUCGGACAUCGCCACAGUCAUCGGCCCUGCAAUGGCUAGAUGCUGCAAUGACCGCUGACAAACAAAAACCCUUCCUCUUCACCCAAUGUCAGUCCAUUCACGCCCGAAGCCUCUUCCCCUGUCAGGAUACCCCAAGAGUAAAGUUUACUUACACCGCUACGGUUUGCGCAGACCCCUGUAUGACUGUUCUCAUGGGUGCAAAAUACUUCAUGGAUCCCAAUGCGUGCCCCUCCUCCGGUCAACCGGUUCACAAAUUCGAACAGCCGAUGCCAAUACCAAACAUGCGUUAUGAGGACGACAAACUUGAACUCUGCAUUAUUAAUGGCGGCUCCAGGGGCCCGAGCCAAAUCGGACCGCGCAGCAGAGUGUGGGCUGAGCCGAGUGUUGUAGGAAAAGCGGCGUAUGAAUUUGGUGAAGUCGACAAGAUUAUUUCUGCUGCCGAACGCCUUUGUGGCCCCUACCAAUGGGGCAACUACGACAUUGUUGUUUUGCCUCCCAGCUUCCCUUACGGCGGCAUGGAAAACCCCUGUCUCACCUUUGUGACACCAUGUCUGCUGGUAAGUGUUUAG
Dibothriocephalus latus is the source of this 924-nucleotide messenger RNA. The record is from the annotation of a GenBank genome assembly. Lineage: Eukaryota; Metazoa; Platyhelminthes; Cestoda; Diphyllobothriidea; Diphyllobothriidae.